Messenger RNA from Sphenostylis stenocarpa, 168 nucleotides. NCBI's taxonomy places the organism in Eukaryota, Viridiplantae, Streptophyta, Magnoliopsida, Fabales, Fabaceae. The record is from the annotation of a GenBank genome assembly.
CUACCCAUGAGACAAAAGGUUCAAGGUACUCUCAUUGAUAAUAAAAAGAAACAACACAUGGAUGAUGAUAAACAUAUAAGAAAAUCUACACGAAGUAGAAAUGUUCCUUCCUUCUUAAAGGAUUAUAAUCAUAAUGGGGCUAGUGUUAUACACAACAAUGACAAAGAG